This is a messenger RNA of Osmerus eperlanus (European smelt), 3897 nucleotides long. It is a transcript of the gene fez2b, whose product is annotated as fasciculation and elongation protein zeta 2b. Bases 83 to 1216 code for a protein of 377 amino acids. The record is from RefSeq and is a predicted model, not a curated record. Lineage: Eukaryota; Metazoa; Chordata; Actinopteri; Osmeriformes; Osmeridae. The transcript is spliced from 10 exons. Gene Ontology annotation, cellular component: axon; cytoplasm.
GUUUUCUAGUCCAACACCGAUGAACAACACCCUCUAGCAGCUGAACGGGGAGGAAAAAAUCCAACGGUGUCCUACGGCAGUCAUGGCGGCGCCGUUAGCCCACUUCGAUGAGGACUGGCAAGAUUUUAACGAAUUCAAGCCAGUGACCGAUUCUCCAAACCGACUGGAUCUUCUGAACUCGAACACCGGCGACUCGUCGUCGGGCCUGGAAGAUUUGUCCGACCUGGACAACAGCUUCUCCGGGGAAAUUUGCAGCUUCAAAUCGAUGGAAGACCUUGUCCAUGACUUCGAUGAAAAGCUGAACGUGUGCUUCCGAAAUUACAACACUAAAACCGAAAACAUAGCCCCCAUUAAACCUAUAGCGGAAGACACUUUCCUGAAAGAUGACGAGGUGUGGAACGCGCUGACUGAUAACUAUGGCAACGUGAUGCCUGUGGACUGGAGGACAUCUCACACACGCUCUCUCCAUCUCCCCACACUCAACCUGAGAGACCAGCAGGUACAGCAGCAGGAGAGCUGUCCUCUGGAGCUGUCUGAUGAUGAGGAUCUGAGGGAGCAGAUGGACAUGCACUCCAUCAUCGUGUCCUGCAUCAGCAACGAGCCCCUCUUCACUGCUGAGCAGGUGAUGGAGGAGAUUGAGGAGAUCAUGCAGGAGUCUCCAGACAUGGAGGAUGAGAGCCAGACCCUCCCCCCUGAACUGAGCCUGCUCACCCACCCUAGCUCCAGCUACCUUCUCCGACUGAGGCAGCUAUCGGUGCCUGCGCUGACGGAGGCCCUGGAGGAGGUGGAGAGGCAGAUCAGGGGCUACAGCGAGGAGCUGAUCCAGCAGCUGGCUCUGAGAGACGAGCUGGACUUUGAGAAGGAGGUGAAGAACGGCUUCAUCUCUCUGCUGAUCGAGGUGCAGAACAGGCAGAAGGAGCUGCGGGAGCAGAGGAGGAAGAUCCGCCCCAACGGGGCCCGCGCCCACCGCACACACGUACCGGGGACGCUCUUCACUAUAGAGGGACUCUCCUCUGUCAUUCAAAAUGGCCUCCGUCAAACUUUCAGCACAAAAGGAGGGGACAAGCAGUACCUGACCACAGUGAUCCCCUAUGAGAGGAAGGCUUGCUCGGUGGAAGACCUCCAGAUCCUCACCAAGAUCCUGCACGCUAUGAGAGAUGACAGCGACAAGGUGCCCAGUCUGCUAACAGACUACAUUCUGAAAGCUCUGGUAUAGGAGCAAUGGACCUGGAGUUCUGUGCCCUACUUAAACCCAUACAAGUUCCAAAACCUUCUAGAAGUCACCAAUGGAACACGCCAAGCGUUGGGACGUUCUGGAACACUCCCAUGAAUUAAGCCCCUCCCCUUCCUGUAGUACAACGGCUUUUUCCUGAGGCUGUUUUCUCCUCGACGCCCUCGAGUGUUGAGAUUUUAACGUGUGAUAUUUUAGCUGAUUGACUGCCUAUACCCUUUUCCAAUCUUAAGCGUGUUUUAAUGUUUAAGUGUGACUAUCGCUUGUUAGUUUGUACGUUGUCUCUGCAUGUUAGGUUUUCUUUAUUAGCAGUAUUACUCAUUGCAACCUGCACUCUGAUAGGCCAUUUGCCAUGACAGGAUGCUGUAGUGACUUUAGCUGUGUUCGACUUCAUGCAGCACCGGCGGCGCCGACAGCCGGCUGCAGCCAGCUGACUUGAAGCUAAGAAUGCCAUUGGCAGCUUCAAGUCAGCCGGGCUGCAGGCGACGCCAGCGCUGCAUGAAGUCGAACGCACCUUUUGUGUCUCAGUGGGCAGGAUCAGUUGUGGGAACCAAUUGGAGCUUGGCUCCUUCAAUCAGAGAGCACCCAUUGGUUCAUAGCAGUAGAUGAUGGACAGCUCUGGCAGUCAGCUGACAUCUCGUUUUCCUAAAAGAGGAAUGUUACAACCUUCUAUCACAUCGUCAAUAUAGCGUUGCACCUGUUUUCCAUGCUGCUUUAUACUCAAAGUGUAGGUACACAAACAUUAGAAGAAAAACAAACAUAUAUUGUAUAUACUUAUGAUCUUAAAAUUGCACAGUUUGGAAACACUUUUUUGAUAAUUUCUUAAUAAAAGGGACAGGAAAUGUAGGGACUGAAGUGGAAUGUGUAGAGGAUGUUGUUGCUGGAAAGAGGUGGUUUAGAGAUUAGAGGCUGUGAUGAAUGUUAGUCUGAGAGGAUGUUAGUCUGAGAGGAUGUUAGUCUGAGAGGAUGUUAGUCUGAGAGGAUGUUGCUGAGCAGUGACCAGGUCUGGUGACCAGAGCCCAGCAUCAUGCUGAGACAACAGCUGUAGUGAUAAAUCAGUCUACAGGAGAUCACUAGUCUGACGAAGAAUGAGACUGAAGGUUGAUAUCGUGGAAGAUUUAUCAUUUGCUGCUCAACGUACAUCCAUGUUUUUAUAUAGUGAUGAAGCAUCACUACUACAUCAGUACAGUGUGGGACUAUCAGACACUAACAACACAUCUAUCAUCGAGAGUGUGCACUGAUGUGCUUUUAUACACACAUGUAUGCACAUACACAUGCAUACUUAUACACACACACACCCUAGAUGCAUCUAGGCAUACAUACAUACACGCACAUGUACACACCACACGUCCUAGAUGCCCCUACCUACCCUCAGGUACUUGGUCAGGCCGCAUCCAUGUGACCCUGAACCGCCAUCACUAAGGAUGAUGAUGAACAAUCUCAGUGUAGUGCAGACUAUAGCACCGUUCUUCAACCAGACUCCUGUUGUGCUGGUUCUCCUGGCUGAGUUUCUCGUGUUACUUCAAUAUUAGUUGACGUUAGUUGAUGUUGUAUCUGUUAGCCUGCUACUCUUUGUCUAAAGACCGUAAACUGAAUCCUCAUCCCUAAAUCUUCAGUAGCUGAAGCUACAUUUGUGGUACCUCCAACAUGCUAGUGUUGUAGGCUACCCUAUAAGGACUAAUUUAGUGGUUGUGAUGUGAUAUCAGUAAGCAGAUGUAGCGGUGUAGUGAUGCUAGCAUUGUUGUGGCGCUACUAGAUACAGCGUUUAGUAGCAUCGGGAGAUGUUUUCGUACUUUAACAGAUCAUGGUAGAUUAACCCAAUUUAAGGGAUUCCUAAAGUUGGCAUUUAGAGUGUUUGGGAUGUAGCCAAAGGACCAUAUAGUCUAUGUGUGUGCGAAUUCUUUGAGGAGUUAUUGACCAACAGGGAAAGUAGUGAAUAUGCCUCGUAAACUUCCGUAAUUGAAACCAGCCAGCCAGUAGUUUGUGUAUAGGUUCAUGUUGGUAGAUAAUCGUCUCGUAAGUUGUAGACACCUUUUAAAAGCAUUCAACACCCGGAUGGGCUGCAUGCACUUUACAGCUGCAAACAUAUUUAGAGAUUGACACCUGAAUAUAUGAAUUGUAUCACACUAGACGGGCUAUAUAUCGGAUAUAUACAGUAUCCACGGGCAGCGAACCAUUUGUUCAUGUUUAAAAAAAACAAAUAGUCGAACUGAAAUGUGUUCCAGGAUUUUCAGUUUUUUCCUCGUCCCUGCUGCUUGGUAGGAGGACGGUUGCUAGGUGUCAUUGUUAAGGAAGUGGUUCAGGUUACAGACUGAGACUAAGCCCCGCCCCUUCCGGCCUGGUCUUUUUAGCAGACAUAUCAGCAUAUUCAUGCUUAACAAGAGAUUUAUAUUUAUAUAGAAACUCACAACGAAUAAGGCUGCCUUUCUAAACGCCUGACAUUUUUGUAUAUUGAAUCGACUUGAUUAUUUUUAAUGCUAAAAUAGUUGUUCCCCCAUUUUGGGUUUUUCUGUUUUCUGUUAUCCUUGUCAUGUGAUGUGUACUUAAGUACAUUAAUUUAUUAAGAAAAUGUUUGUUUUGUAACCGUAUUAUCAAUUGUAGUGGUACAUGUGUUUUGUGCCAGAAUUGAAUUGCUGCGAAUUUCAAAUAAAUCCAUAUGUUGACUA